AGUCUCAAAACCUCAUCGAACAGUCUCACCUACGGCAGCCUACAUGAGAAUCUUCGACCCAAACUGCGACAAUAUCCAGCGACUUUAAGCUCUCUCUUGAUUACUACCAGAAAGUAUUAUCUUGCUAUGGGCAUGGCUCGCCGCAGGGACUCUCGCUCACCAUCGCCAGCAGGUAGCCAACACUCCUCCAAACGUGCUAGGAGGGACGACGAUGUCAGACACGAUCGCAGAGAUGAUAUGCGAGGACCACCUCGCCGCCGCUCCAGGAGCUUGGAUCGUCGGCACCGUGAUCGAGAUGGCCCCCGCCGAAGAGAUCGGUCUGUAGACCGUAGAGACGACGACUACUACAGAUCAGGAAGACGCGACGAUCGCAGAUAUGCCGACCGAGAACGAUCUCCGGACAGACGGCGACGAAGAAGUCGGGAGCGAGAUUAUCGAGACAGGCGAGACGAUUCUUAUGAUAGGGCACGGAGGCGCCGCGAGGACUCUACUGAUUCAUGGUCCCGUAGCAGCAGAGGAGAUGAUACUCGUGGAAAACCUCCAAGCAGGACUGAACCUACAAAGAAGCCCGAUGUCCGUAUAUAUACUCCCCCGCAAGCAUAUCAGGACUCUAACGUUUAUCUGCAGGCACCAAAAGUCCCCGCUCCUCCAACGCAGAGCGAGGCUGAUAAAAAGGCCGAGCGGCUGGCAAAAUUGGAGGCAUGGAAGAAGAAGAUGGCAGAGGACAAGGAGCGUAAGGAGAAAGAGCUCGCCGCAGGAGGUACACGAAAGCUUCUGGAUGAUAUAGAUCAAAAGGCCAAUGGUCCCGCCGAUAUUGCAUCUCCAGCAUCUCCAGCAACUCCAAACAGAGUUACCUCACCAACUCCGUAUGCGGGAAAAUUCGACCCCAAAGCGAUCGCUAAAAAAGCGGUGGCAAGCUCAAGUAGCACUCUGGGAAAGGAUUUGCCAUUGAAAGGAUCAACUAAAGCGUCCGCUACCUUAAAUUCUUCGGUCAAAGGAUUACAAGCUGACAAAAAGCCUACAGCUUUCAACAGCAGUUCCAGUGCAUCAGCGUUGCCUAAAGCCCGAGCGAAUCUUAGUGCAUUUGGAUUGAGCACCAAAUCUGACAGCGAUAAAGCAACUUCGAAACGGACCUUGGACUUGGGAGAGGAUGAAGAGGGAAGAAAAAAACUUGAGAAGCUACCGACCCUACCUAUGGCAAACACCGAAAAUGAGGAUGCUGCGCUCGCUAACGGUGCUGAAGAGGAAGACGACGAAGACGUUGAUAUGGAAGCCGGAACCGAAGAGGAAGCCGCCGCCGCUGCCCGAGCGGCUGCCGAAAAACGAGAAGAGCGACUUCAGGAACAGCAGGAGCAGAAUAUGGCCGCCAGCGAUACCCCCAUGGAGGAUGUUCCACCCCCAGUGGAACAAUCUGCUAUUCAAGUGGAUAAUGAAGAAAUCGACCCGCUGGAUGCUUUCAUGGACGAGAUGGGAGACCCUUUUGCCGCCCCAAAAGUCACCGGCAUGUUUACUAAGAAGCAGAGCAAGAGCCGACAACAAGAGCCAGAGGCGUUGUUUGGGGACGACGAUGUCGACCUUAAGACCAUGGAUGCCGAUCCUGAAGACAUACUUGCUAUGGCUAGUAAAGUGAGGAAAAAGAAGGAUUUGCCUACGAUUAACUAUGCCAACAUGGAUCUCGAACCUUUCCGAAAGAACUUCUAUUCAGAGCCAGCGGAGCUAUCCGAGAUGACAGAGGAUGAGCUAGCGGAUCUACGCCUCGAGCUUGAUGGUAUCAAGGUGUCCGGCAAAGACGUUCCAAAACCUGUACAGAAGUGGUCACAUUGCGGGCUGAACAUCCAGUCAUUAGAGGUGAUCCGUAAGCUUGGGUAUGAAAGACCCACCGCAAUCCAGAUGCAAGCCAUACCAGCAAUUAUGUCCGGUAGGGAUGUUAUCGGUGUUGCGAAGACAGGUUCUGGAAAGACUAUCGCCUUUUUGCUCCCUAUGUUUCGUCACAUUCGAGAUCAGCGACCUUUGGAAGGCUCUGAUGGUCCCGUAGGCUUAAUCAUGACGCCCACCCGAGAGCUUGCCACCCAAAUCCACAAGGAAUGUAAACCUUUCUUGAAAGCGAUGGGCCUGCGAGCUGUCUGCGCUUAUGGUGGGGCUCCUAUUAAAGACCAAAUUGCUGAUUUGAAGAGAGGAGCUGAAGUCAUCGUCUGUACUCCAGGCCGCAUGAUAGAUCUCCUAGCAGCAAACUCUGGCAGAGUCACCAAUCUACGCCGAGUGACUUAUGUCGUCUUGGACGAAGCAGACCGCAUGUUUGAUAUGGGUUUUGAGCCACAAGUGAUGAAAAUAUUUGCGAAUAUUCGCCCCAACAGACAAACAAUCUUAUUCUCGGCCACUAUGCCACGUAUCAUGGACGCCUUAGCCAAAAAGACGCUUCAAUCACCAGUAGAGAUAACUGUUGGAGGAAGGAGUGUUGUUGCGCCAGAGAUCACCCAAAUUGUGGAAGUUAGGGAAGAGAAAGAGAAAUUUCAUCGACUUCUUGAGCUACUAGGAGAGCUUUACGACAAGGAUGACGAUGUCCGUACCCUCAUUUUUGUUGAUCGCCAGGAGAAAGCAGACGAUCUUUUAGCAGACUUGUUGCGGAAAGGCUAUCCUUGCAUGUCUAUCCAUGGAGGAAAGGAUCAAAUUGAUCGAGACUCCACCAUUGACGAUUUCAAGGCUGGAGUAACUCCGAUUAUGAUUGCAACAUCAGUGGCUGCUCGAGGUUUGGAUGUGAAGCAGCUAAAGUUGGUGGUCAAUUUCGAUGCCCCAAAUCACCUGGAAGAUUAUGUCCACAGAGCAGGCCGAACAGGCAGAGCUGGCAAUACAGGUACCGCUGUCACAUUUGUAACUGAAGACCAGGAACAAUACUCGAUUGGCAUAGCGAAAGCUCUAGAGCAGUCCGGUCAAGCAGUCCCAGAACGGCUCAACGAAAUGCGAAAAUCCUUCCGAGACAAGGUCAAGAGCGGCAAAGGGAAAGACAGUUCAGGAUUUGGUGGUAAGGGCUUAGAACGCCUAGAUGCCGAGCGCGAAGCAACAAGAGUCCGUGAACGGAAGACCCACAAGACUGACGGAGAUGAAGAAGAAGAAAAGGACGAUAAAGCAGAAGAUGAUACUGUUCUCAAAGCUGCGUCAACCGUCCAACCAGCAGUAGUAUCUGCUCCAGCACCGCAGUUGAUUGGAGUUCCCAAGGGUAUUGAUCUGGACGGUAAGAUCACGGUGCAUCGUACUGAACCCGCAAAUAUCUCAUCUGGUGGCGGAAGCAAGAAUCCUCUUGAUAAGGUUACAUCUGCUAUUGAUGCCAUCAAUGCUCGACUCAAUAAGACGGGCCAACUGCGGUCGGGAGUACCAAUUGACAACAAAGGACCCGAUGCUGGUGCUUUCCACGCUACUUUGGAAAUCAAUGACUUUCCCCAGAAAGCCAGAUGGGCAGUCACGAAUCGAACCAAUGUUGCCAAGAUCCUGGAAGCAACAGGUACUUCUAUUACCACUAAAGGAAGCUUCUAUCCAGCCGGAAAGGACGUACAGGCUGGAGGUGACCCGAAAUUGUAUAUUCUCGUGGAAGGAGACACUGAAGUCGUGGUUACUAAUGCGAUGAGGGAAUUGAUGAGAUUGCUCAAGGAAGGAACGAUGGCAGCCGCGGACGCGGAAGGUAGGGCGCCUGCAAGUGGUAGAUACAACGUUGUUUAG
Messenger RNA from Lachnellula hyalina, 3711 nucleotides. RefSeq names its product Pre-mRNA-processing ATP-dependent RNA helicase (gene prp5). The record is from RefSeq and is a predicted model, not a curated record. Lineage: Eukaryota; Fungi; Ascomycota; Leotiomycetes; Helotiales; Lachnaceae. Gene Ontology annotation, molecular function: RNA helicase activity; ATP binding; RNA binding. The annotation marks the transcript as partial. The transcript has 3 exons.